UAUUCCGAGAAUAUUUUUUUGGGUUGAAAAAUGGGUUUUUCAGUUGGAGAUGAAUUACUGCAAAAUGAGAAUUGUAGUACAAAAUGGGUUUGAGUUGGUGUAAUCUGUUGGAGAUGCUCUUAUCCGUAUUGUGUGGUACACAGCAAUAAACUCCCCUCAUAUCUCUCACUACAAUUUUCGUCUCACAUUUUCACUCUCUCUAGCGAAUCCUUGUCUUUCUCCAUCUUCCAACAAGAAAAAUGGCAGCCAAGAUUAAGAUCGGAAUCAAUGGGUUUGGAAGAAUUGGGCGAUUGGUGGCUAGAGUUGCUCUUCAGAGGGACGAUGUUGAGCUUGUUGCUGUCAACGACCCCUUCAUCUCCGUUGACUACAUGACCUACAUGUUCAAGUAUGACAGUGUUCAUGGCCAGUGGAAGCACCAUGACCUCAAGGUUAAGGAUGAGAAAACCCUUCUCUUUGGUGAGAAGCCUGUCAGGGUUUUUGGUAUCAGAAACCCAGACGAGAUCCCUUGGGGUGAAACCGGUGCCGAUUUUGUGGUGGAGUCCACUGGAGUGUUCACUGACAAGGACAAGGCUGCUGCGCAUUUAAAGGGUGGUGCAAAGAAGGUCAUUAUUUCAGCACCAAGCAAGGAUGCACCUAUGUUUGUUGUUGGUGUCAAUGAGAAGACAUACACACCAGAUCUCAAUGUUGUUUCUAAUGCUAGCUGCACCACCAAUUGCCUUGCUCCUUUGGCAAAGGUAAUUCAUGAUAGGUUUGGUAUUGUCGAAGGUCUUAUGACAACAGUCCACUCUAUUACUGCCACUCAAAAGACUGUUGAUGGACCGUCUGCCAAGGACUGGAGGGGUGGAAGAGCUGCCUCAUUCAACAUUAUCCCUAGCAGCACUGGAGCUGCAAAGGCUGUUGGGAAAGUUCUUCCAGCACUGAAUGGAAAACUAACUGGAAUGGCCUUCCGUGUCCCGACCGUUGAUGUUUCUGUCGUUGAUCUUACUGUGAGAUUGGAGAAGGCAGCUACAUAUGACCAAAUCAAGGCAGCUAUCAAGGAGGAGUCUGAGGGAAAUCUGAAAGGAAUCUUAGGCUACACUGAAGAUGAUGUGGUGUCCACCGACUUUGUGGGUGACAGCAGGUCAAGUAUUUUUGAUGCCAAGGCAGGAAUUGCCUUGAAUGAGAAUUUUGUCAAGUUUGUUUCGUGGUAUGACAAUGAAUGGGGAUACAGCACACGCGUAGUUGAUUUGAUCAAACACAUUGCCUCCACUCAGUAAUUGUGAUAUCUCGAUGUAUGCAAUUAUAAUGCCGCCUCUGCAUGGUGGUUUUUUCAUAUUCUAGCUAGAAUAAAAUUGCGCCCUGUUGGUGUCAAUUUAUUAGUAAUCUGGCUUGGUUCCAGUGUUUGUCUCUUCGGUUUAAGUCACUCAUGGGAUGGAGACUACUCCCACGUUUUGAAGAAUGUUUUGCUGAACAUAUGUUUUAAUUUUCCGGUAAAUGUGUGUUGAUGUGUAAUAAUAGUACGGUUUUGUUCUUAUUUUGCUUGCUUGUCCCCUAGGGUGAAAUGCUUGAACAAAGUUGUUUGACCUGCUACUUGGUUGACAACUGAUCCAGUGUUGUUUCGAAUUGCAAGGGUAGUAAGCUUUAUCUUUAUUUUUAUUUUCUUGGUUUCUUUGUUUUUUGUUGAUAUGACCACUAAAGUUAGUAGGUCCUUGUUAACUGGUCCCAGUCAACUAUUUUCUUGUUUUUGUUAACUGGUCCCAGUCAAUUAUUUUCUGGUUUUUGUUAACUGGUCCUCGUCAAUAAAAUUUAAAGAGAUUACAAUUUGUAUUAAUAUA
Messenger RNA from Striga asiatica, 1814 nucleotides. Lineage: Eukaryota; Viridiplantae; Streptophyta; Magnoliopsida; Lamiales; Orobanchaceae. The record is from the annotation of a GenBank genome assembly.